This is a messenger RNA of Misgurnus anguillicaudatus (oriental weatherfish), 1441 nucleotides long. RefSeq names its product DNA-damage regulated autophagy modulator 2a (gene dram2a). Gene Ontology annotation, biological process: regulation of autophagy; photoreceptor cell maintenance. Gene Ontology annotation, cellular component: lysosome. The record is from RefSeq and is a predicted model, not a curated record. NCBI's taxonomy places the organism in Eukaryota, Metazoa, Chordata, Actinopteri, Cypriniformes, Cobitidae.
AACCAGAAUGUGUGUGUGUACGUGCGUUUGUGUGUGUUUGUGAGAUUUGGCUUGUCUAAUCACAGAAAAUGAAAUCAUGCUGAAUGAAGAUCAGCUGAUUUUGGUCACAGGACGUUUGGCAAGGCAUCACACACGCACAGAAUCAUUCACGCAGAACAAGACAUUUGAUAUAAAGACUUUAUAAUGCGUACUAACAACCUAAUCUUUCUUCUUUCUAUUUGCUAGCCUAUUUCUUUCUGUUUCUGAACAUUAGUUUGUAUGGACCCAUGUCAGAUGAUACUCGUGUCCAUGUUAUUGACUAACUUUAACCUCAAGGUUGUCGUAUCUGAUGCUGAGUUGACCUUUCUAUAAUUUCUAUGCUUGCAUGUGCAAAUAUUUUUUCCCUUCUUGUGUGCUGUUUCAUGUUUUCUAAGCUCAAUGUUUUUAAGUGAAUUUCUCAGGACUGGCUCUAUGUGAGGCAUCAUGUGGUGGUUUAGGCGAGGGCUCUGCGCUCUCCCCGUGGCGUUGGUUAUCUGGUCGUCUGGUACUUUACUCCUGUCGUAUGCCAUAGCAGUUGUGUUGGGUCAUGCCGACCUGAUCGUUCCAUACAUUAGUGACACUGGCACCGAGGUCCCUGAACGCUGUGUGUUUGGCUUCAUGCUCUCAAUCUCAGCUUUCUUAGGUUUGGGCACAAUGUAUGUGCGAUAUAAACAAGUUCAAGCUUUGGUUUUGGCCUCUGAGUCAGGUUUACAGCUGAUGAAUUACACGGCUCUUCUUCUGGGCAUCUUUAGCUCUGUAGGGAUGUGCGUCGUCGCCAACUUCCAGAAGACAGAUAUAAUAGCUGCACAUCUUUUGGGGGCUGGGCUAACAUUUGGCCCAGGGAUGUUGUAUAUCCUGAUUCAGAUUGGUAUAUCAUACCGCAUGCAACCACGUUUCCAUGGCAAAUAUAUUCUUGGGUCACGUACGGCUGUUGGAAUCUGGUCUCUCAUCAGCAUCGUUACAUUAUCCAUAUCCUCGGUGUUAAUGUAUGAUGCCUUGCCUGAUGUAGAUGUGGCCAAGAAAGUACACUGGCAGCCCGGAGAAAAUGGUUUCAUAGCUCAUCUUGCAAGUGCUGUAUCUGAAUGGUCUCUGGCAUUCUCCUUCAUCAGCUUCUUCCUCACGUACAUACCAGAUUUCCAGAAAAUUAAUCUGCGGGUUCAGACAAUUCUUCAAAGUAACCGUCUUCAUGACUAUCCUGACUAUGAAGGGAGAGACUGCAUGCAACAUGAUGAACGCUCACCCCUAUUGGCAGGUGCCGUAUGAAAAACUCUGCCCCCUAGUGUCACACAUCGAACACUGCAGUGGAUAUUCAGUUCAUCCUCUCACAAAUCUGAAUACUCCAGGACUGGAAAAAUGCAUUUGUAUGUGAGGCCUUAAAUUUUGGUAAGACUUGUGUAAUGUUAACCACAAAUUAACCAGUUUU